Molecule: messenger RNA, 495 nt
Organism: Miscanthus lutarioriparius
Lineage: Eukaryota; Viridiplantae; Streptophyta; Magnoliopsida; Poales; Poaceae
Source: the annotation of a GenBank genome assembly
AUGGCGAGGAUGAGGAGGGGCGCGGGCGAGGACGAGGGCGAGGACGAGGGUCAAGAUCAACAGGGUCAAUCAUCGCAAGUUGCUCUAGAUGAGAAGGCAACAGUCAUGAAGCUUUUUCAAGCCAACAAGAAAGAGGAACAAGAUACCGACAAGCAUCAAGAAGCAGCCAAUCAGCAGAAACAGGAACAAGCUAAUAACGAUGAUAAUGUUGGUGCUGAUAUUCAUCUGCAGAAAGUUGUGCACAGCGCUGCAGCAGGGACUACUCCAGUGUUGCCUCGUGCAUGGUUGGUGGCGAGGGAGCUCCUUAGCAUCAACGAUGAAGCAGAACGUUGGGGCCUCAUCGCCAAUGUGUGGGCAGAGAUGCUUUACUAUGUCGCGCCUCGCUGCGGCUGUGCUUUCCACUACGAGCAUCUUAGCACCGGUGGGGAGUUCAUCACCCACCUUCUCCUUCUCAUGAAAUUUCUAGGUCCUUUUCUGCCACCCCCUGAUACCUGA